AUGCGAAUACGCCCCCUCUCUCCGCGUACGGCUGAACCAGCGUUUUUUUCCUUCCUAGUUCCCCCGACUUGCUCCCCCCUCGCGUGCGGCCGUAUAGGUGAGCUGGACGAGGAGGAGGAGGAGGAGGACGAUGACGAGGAGGAAGAAGACGAAGAAGCUGAGCAGGAGCGCGCGGUCCCGGCCGGUAAAGGCAGAGGAGCGAAAUCAGAUUCUGCAACGGGGCGGAAAGGCGCAGGGGGAGGGGCUCCCUCGGCGGUACCGAAGCGUGAGAAGACCGGGCAGGCUGCGGUUGCGAGCGGGAGUGAUACCGAAGACAACGACGACGAUAGCCUCGAUGAGGAUGACGACGGCGUUGAGGAGGAGGAGGAGGAAGAGGAGGAGGAGGAGGAGGAGGAGCCAACUACCAGCGGUCGUGGCGCUGCGGUCCCCCAGCCGAAGCAGCUGCAGGGCCGGCAGCAGAACGGUGGCAAGGCGGGGUCGUUCUACAGCGACACCCCCGAGGGUACCAAGUUCAGCUCCUCCUCCUUCGCCGACCUCAACCUAUCCAGACCGCUGCUCAAGGCGGUGGAGGCGCUGGGCUACAAAACACCCACACCGAUCCAGGCCGCCUGCAUUCCCCUCGCCCUGGCGGGUCGGGACAUCUGCGGCAGCGCCGUCACGGGUAGCGGCAAGACCGCCGCCUUCGCCCUGCCCUUCCUGGAGCGACUGCUACACAGGCCGCGGGGUCUGGCCGCCACCUAUGUGCUGGUGCUCACACCCACUCGGGAGCUGGCAGUGCAGAUCCACUCCAUGAUUGAGAAGCUGGCCCAGUUCACGGAUGUCACGGUAGCGCUCAUUGUGGGCGGACUCAGUCUGUCCGUGCAGGCGGCCACUCUCAGGAAGCUGCCCGAGGUAGUGGUUGCUACUCCGGGCCGGCUUAUCGACCACCUCCGUAACAGUCAGAGUGUGGGGUUGGAGGACCUGGCGGUUCUGGUACUGGACGAAGCGGACAGGCUGUUGGAGAUGGGUUUCCGCGACGAGGUGAUGGAGGUGGUUCGGUGCGCCCCCAAGAAGCGGCAGACCAUGCUGUUCUCAGCCACGUUCUCAGACCAGGUACGGGACCUGGUGUCGUUGUCCCUCAAGCAACCCGUGAGACUGGCGGCGGAUGCGGCCAGAGCGGCACCCAAGCUGCUCACACAGGAGAUCGUGCGGCUCAAGGGCCCCGCUGCCGCCGCCACCAAGGAGGCCGUGUGUGUGGCGCUGUGCAGCCGGUCCUUCUCCUCGGGGCGCACCAUUGUGUUCUGCUCCACCAAGCAGAGGGCGCACCGCCUCAAAAUACUGUUCGGACUGGCCAAGCUGCCGCCCGCGGCCGAGCUGCAUGGCAAUAUGAGUCAGACUGCCCGGCUGGAGUCCCUGGAGUCAUUCCGGCGCGGGGACACCGCCUACCUGCUCGCUACCGAUGUUGCGGCCCGAGGUCUGGACAUACAGGGGGUGGAGGUGGUGGUCAAUUACGACGCACCGCGCAAGCUGGAGACCUACUUGCACAGAAUAGGCCGCACAGCGCGAGCUGGGGCCGCGGGAGUGGCGGUCACCCUGGUAGAGGACGGAGACAGACCGCUGCUCAAGGAACUGACCCGCCGGGUCGGUGGCGCUGGUGGUGGUGGUGGUGGUGGCGUUACGUUGCGGCAGCGGCUUGUUCCCCCGCAGGCGGUUGCCCAGUGGCAGGGGCGAAUUGAAAGGAUGGAGUCUGAUGUUGCGGCCAUCCUGGCGGAGGAGCGGCAGGAGGCGGAUUUGCGGAAGGCGGAGAUGGAGGCCAACAAGGCUUCCAACAUGUUGGAGCAUGAGGAGGAAAUUAUGGCCCGACCCAAGCGCACUUGGUUCGUGAGCGACCGGCAGAAGAAGGAACUGAAGAAGCGAACCGCGGCGGCGGCGGCCUCCGGGGGACAUGACAUGGAGGAGGACGGCGACGAUGACGGCGGUGACGACGGCGCGGCAGCGGGCAAGAAGAAGGCCAAGGCGGUCAGCAAGGCGGAGAAGCGAACUGCUCGCAAGGCGGAGGCGGCUAAGGAGGCCAAGGAGAAGGAGGCGGGCAAGCGCAAGAGCGCAAAGGACGCUGAGCUGGAAGCCAACAAGCCCAAGGUGCGCUCCAUCAAGACCCUAGCUCGGGAGCUGCAGCAGCAACACGGCCUCACUUCAACGAAGGCGGCCAAGAUGGCGGCUCAGCAAAUCACUGGUCUGAAAUCAGGGAGCAAGAAGUCGAAGAACAAGAACAAGAAACAAAAGACCGGUGAUGGCGAUGGCGGAAAUGGAGGCGAUGGUGGGCUUUUCUCCGGCGAUGGCCUCAACACCGCGCGGCCCGGCAAGCUGUCCGUGAGCACGGCAAGUCCAGGUGGCGACGGCGGAAUGAAGUCCAUUGGUCGCUUUGGCGGUAAGCUCAAGUCGCAGCUGAGUCGCACGGAGCUGAACAAGCUGCGCCGUGGCGGCAAGGGCAAGAGCUCCUUCAAGAGCAAAUCGCGAUUCAAGCGGCGCUGAUCCUUCUUGAUGAGGUUGCCUGUGUUUGGUAACGGUGUGGGAGUCUUCCUGCUUGCUCUUAGCGCUUGAAAGGGUGGCUGGGCCCUUGGCAGGUGCUACCAGACUGUGGCAGCUGGCGGGGAGAGGCAGGAGGGGCUGCGCCAGGUCAGGUGGAGGUGGACAUGGACUUAUCUUGUUAAGCCGCGAAAUUUGUGUGCACCCACCCGGUCUAACGUG
Molecule: messenger RNA, 2727 nt
Organism: Volvox carteri f. nagariensis
Lineage: Eukaryota; Viridiplantae; Chlorophyta; Chlorophyceae; Chlamydomonadales; Volvocaceae
Exons: 17
Coding region: 1-2511 (836 amino acids)
Molecular function (GO): ATP binding; RNA helicase activity; nucleic acid binding
Source: RefSeq, a predicted model, not a curated record